Messenger RNA from Necator americanus (New World hookworm), 486 nucleotides. RefSeq lists its product as uncharacterized. NCBI's taxonomy places the organism in Eukaryota, Metazoa, Nematoda, Chromadorea, Rhabditida, Ancylostomatidae. The transcript has 5 exons. Bases 1 to 486 code for a protein of 161 amino acids. The record is from RefSeq and is a predicted model, not a curated record.
AUGGAGUUGGUUUUCUCGCGUCAAGUGAAUCAUAAAACGAUGUCAUUACCAGCUGGAGGACUAUCAUUCGACAGUUACGACCUACCUUAUGUGGUUGGAAUGACCAGAGGAAUCCAACUAUUAUGCUGUAUUGUCGAGCUUCUGAUGAUCUAUUCCGAAUCUGGAUCGCUGAGUAUGGCCUGGUUCCUGUUAUACUCCAUUUUAUGCGCAUACAAUCUAUUUCAUCUUUCCAAAAGAUGGUACUACAAUAUCGAUGGCAGAUACGAUCUAAAACAAUUCGUAAGAGAAAGUGAGCCAACUGUUCGGGUACAGUACGGUUCCGCGAUAUUCACUCCUACUUUGAUGGGAGCGCUCAUAUUCUGCAUAAUUGAACUGCAAAAUGGAUUCAUCCAUUCAAUAUUCAAGUUGGCUGCUAUCGUACAACUACUUCUUGCCAUCGGCCAACUUGCGCUCGAAUUUUAUGAAGUCUACGUCAAAGGAAACUAA